This is a messenger RNA of Coccidioides immitis RS, 237 nucleotides long. RefSeq lists its product as uncharacterized. Bases 1 to 237 code for a protein of 78 amino acids. The record is from RefSeq and is a predicted model, not a curated record. The transcript is spliced from 2 exons. Lineage: Eukaryota; Fungi; Ascomycota; Eurotiomycetes; Onygenales; Onygenaceae.
AUGGCCACGAGGGCGGCGAGGGAGGAGGCGGCUACAUACCUUGGAGGUGGCUGCCAGCUCGGAUCUGAAUACGACCAAUCACGUAAUGUUGGGCGGGAGAACUGGAAGACGGCGCAUAAUUCCCUUGCCUCCGAGAGAUUACGCCAAGACUUCCACAGCGUUUUCCCUCAGAACGACCCUCCGAGGCAAUGCGAUGGUCUGGGAUUCACGCCAUCCCAUCCAAGCUCUGGAGACUGA